Molecule: messenger RNA, 2037 nt
Organism: Saccharomycodes ludwigii
Lineage: Eukaryota; Fungi; Ascomycota; Saccharomycetes; Saccharomycodales; Saccharomycodaceae
Gene: SRB4
Product: Srb4p
Exons: 1
Coding region: 1-2037 (678 amino acids)
Biological process (GO): regulation of transcription by RNA polymerase II
Cellular component (GO): mediator complex; core mediator complex
Molecular function (GO): transcription coregulator activity
Source: RefSeq, a predicted model, not a curated record
AUGACCGAAGAUAAUAAUCUUGCAGAAACUAAAAAAGAGAAUACCGACAAGGAUUUAACUAAUAUUGGGCUAGCAUUAGAUCCAAACUUGAUUAGUUUAAUAGAUAACCCUUCAGGAAAAGUUAAUAAUGCUGUUGACAUUAAUAUGAACAAUGACACUGAUGCGAAUAUGGAUAGUAAAGGACAAGCCAAAUCAAAUGCUUCUGAAUCUCUAGUUAACAAUCCAUACGAUGAAUUCGGAAACUUACCCCUAUCUCAAUUUAUUCCCAUAGUUUUGAAGCAGCGUGGAAUCAAGUUUUCCGAACUAACCGAGGACUAUCUACUUCAGCAACUAGCUCUUCAUGAAAGGAGUAAUAGUAUAGAAACUAAAGAACAAGCUCACCAAGAAGAUAUCAAGUCUGACGGAAUUUCAUCACUGUCCUCCUCCUUAAUCGCCAUACCAAAUGCUGAGGUUCAUAUAGACAAAGAUAGCAAUACUGUGGACUUCAUAAAUUCCACAAUAACCGUCGAACAGUUCCAACAAUUUAAAAAAGAAAUUUAUGAAUCGGUCACAAUUGCAUUAAACGAGUCUUCACUUUCCUUAGAAUUAGUAUCCUUGUUACUAUCAAGUGUUAGAAGGCAACAAGGUAUGUCCACCAUGUCUCCUUUAUUGAAAAAAAAUGUUCCAAUUGGUAGUUUAACUGCGGAUAAGAUCAAUACACCUCGAGUUACAAGUCACAAUAAAGAGGAUCAAGAUGUUGUUAGAAAAGGUUGGAAAUUAAGAUCCCUAAAACAGUCACAGGAAUUAUUAAAGUCAAAUUUUGAAAAACUAUCCGAAAUUGUUAAACGAGAACAAAAUUACUGGAGUAAUUUAUCAAACAAUAUUACAGAGAAGGAUGUAAUUUUUAAAAUGAGAGACAAAAACUCCGGAGAGAAAGCUUUGGCUAUAAAGUAUGGCUAUACAGAUUCCGGAUCUGACUAUAGGAUGGACAGAGGAAUUGCGUUGUUAGUUAAUAAAAAUGAUACAAACAAUUCCUAUUAUUCUAGUACUCAACAACAGCGUCAUAAUCUUGAUAGAGGUGGUUUAGAUGCAGAACAGGUUUUAGAACUAAUUCCUUUUGGUGGAUCCACAACAAAUUAUAAUAAAUUUGGUCAUUAUGUUAGGGUUAGAAUAUUUGAUAAGUUGGAAGAAGAAAGCGACUACAUUUUAACCGGAGAAAGUAGGAUGAGUGAGUCCUUUUUAGCCUUAUUUAAGGGUUCCAAUAAUACUGUUAAAAACCAAAUUUCGAUUCUAAAAUUUUCUAUUUUUGAAAGAGAGCUUAUGUACCAACUAAGCAAAGAGGUUAGCGACUUAUUCCAAUACGAUUGCAGUUUAGAACACGAAAAAAAAAUUGUGGCUGAAGUUGGGUCAAGUAGAUUUGAAAUAGAAUUGCUACCGAUAGAUUUGGAUUUCAUGGAGGCCUUUCACCAAGAACCUCCUAAAACUAAUGAUAAAAAGGCUGAUAUAAUUGCCGAUUUGUUAAGAAUGUUGUUGGUUGUAAUGUUUAAGAAAAAAUUAUUGAAAAACAGAACUGAACAGCCGUUAUUAACUAGGGAGGGACCUAUUUCAUCAUUAUACUCCUCUUCAGGCUUUGGAGUACUAUUAUUGAGGCCCAUAAUAGGGAAAAUAAGACAUUAUAAUUAUUUUAUUUUAUUGAAAAAAAUUAUUACUGAUUGUAUACUAGAACUUAUCACUGAUUCUAAAAUAUUAGAAGAAACCAAUAAUUAUAAGAGUUUUAAUUACUCAAAAUAUACGUCUAAUGAUCCUUCAAUAGAUACUUUGGCAAAGGAGAUACAUAUAUUUGAUCCACUUAUACAGAUUCCUAGGAGUGAAGUUAUAUUAAGUAUAAAUGAAUACCAAACUUUAAAAUUUGUGUUGACAAGUUCGAACUAUUGUAAUGCCCUAAUCGAAUUGACUGAAUCUGUGGGUGAUGUCACGACUUUCACAGAGUUUAAAGUUUUGGAAGAAUACUUAAAUUUUUCCGUAUCAAGAUAUUUAAGUAAUAAAGUAAGCCUCUAA